AUGGCUGAGUUAUGGGCUCUAAAGGAUGGUCUCACGCUAGCUUCUCAACUUAGAAUUUCUGACAUAUGUGUAGAGCUUGAUGCUGAGCUUAUUGUUUUACUUCUUACUAAUUACUCAAUAAAUAAUCUCAUGAUAGAGCCUUUGCUUGAUGAUUGCAGGACCCUAUUGAAGAAAUUCCAUAAUUCAACUGUCCACCACAUUUUUAGGGAGGCAAACCAAUAUGCUGAUGCAUUGGCUAAGUUUGGAGCCACCUUUUCUUCGGAUUAUGUUAAUUUUGUUAAUCCAUCACCUGUAGUGGAGGACUUGCUGGCUUUUGACAAGACCAAGCUUUUUUGUAAUAGACUUAUUAGUGUUUAA
Quercus robur (English oak) is the source of this 357-nucleotide messenger RNA. RefSeq lists its product as uncharacterized. The coding region runs from base 1 to 357 and encodes 118 amino acids. The record is from RefSeq and is a predicted model, not a curated record. Gene Ontology annotation, molecular function: RNA-DNA hybrid ribonuclease activity; nucleic acid binding. The transcript has a single exon. Lineage: Eukaryota; Viridiplantae; Streptophyta; Magnoliopsida; Fagales; Fagaceae.